Molecule: messenger RNA, 369 nt
Organism: Mucor mucedo
Lineage: Eukaryota; Fungi; Mucoromycota; Mucoromycetes; Mucorales; Mucoraceae
Exons: 3
Coding region: 1-369 (122 amino acids)
Source: RefSeq, a predicted model, not a curated record
AUGGCAGCAGUUUCGUUUUUGGAAACAACUAAUUUGGUCGGAUUGGGUCUGUCCGCUGACAGAGUGUUCAGUCAUGUUACAGAUUUGAAUGCGACCAAGUUAAUUGAACCCGUGAAGCAACAGGGCGGGUUAAAGAUUAUGUCGGACGUUGUGGAUGGAUCCUACCGAGUGUUUGAUGGAUUGGGUAAAUUCUGGCAGAGAAAUACACAAGAAUUGGAAAACAACAAGACGGCGACGCCAGUGGAUGGGCCAAUAAAUAAAUUUUUGGAAAUGAAAUCAGUGGAUGAAUUAACACUAGGCGAAGUCACUGUUUUAUUAGCGGAUUAUAAGCGAUUAGCUGCCAUCAUUAAACAAGCAGGCCUUGCAUAG